UUUCACCUUUCACCUUCGACCUGCAAAGUAUAAGAGGUGCGCAUGCGCAACGUCAUACCCGCGUUGGGUCGCCAUCUUUGAAUUUUUUCUCCAGACCGGCUCCAGGCUGGUCGUGAAUUUUUCUGAUUUCCAUCCGUGAGCAUCGGCCUCCACACAACCAGCAAACAUGGUGGUGGGCAAGAGCUCCAAGAUGCAGGCGCACCUGAACUACAGGAUGCGGGUGACCCUGCAAGACAGCCGUGUUUUUAUUGGCACCUUCAAGGCCUUUGACAAACACAUGAACCUCAUCCUGGUUGACUGCGAUGAGUUCCGUAAGAUCCGCCCUAAGAGCCAGAAGCAGGAGGAGCGAGAGGAGAAGCGAGUGCUGGGCCUGGUGUUGCUGAGAGGAGAGAACAUCGUGUCCAUGACUGUGGAGGGCCCACCUCCUGCUGAUGAGGGAGUGGCUCGUGUGCCAAUUCCAGGUGCUGGACCUGGACCAGGUAUGGGGAGAGCAGCCGGCAGGGGAGUGGCAAAUGUUGCAGGCCCAUCUGCACCUGCAGGUCUGGCUGGCCCAGUCCGGGGAGUGGGCGGCCCAUCGCAGCAGGUCAUGACCCCACAGGGCCGAGCAGCAGUGUCUGCACCCCCACAGCAGUACCAGAGACCACCAGGUCCUCCCCCUGGUGCAAGAGGACCCCCAGGAGGUCCCCCCAGGAUGAUGGGCCCCCCUCCAGGCAUGGGAGGCAGGGGGAUGCCACCAGGCAUGCCCAUGGGAAUGCCCCCACCCGGUAUGAGACCAGGCAUGAGACCAGGUGGCCCUCCUCCAGGCAUGAUGAGAGGACCCCCACCUCCUGGCAUGAGACCACCACCUCGGCAGUGAUAGAAGUAACUUUUUACAGGGACUAGAUGCCAACAUUUUGUAGACUGGUAGAUUUGGGAGCCUUGCGAUGAAUAAACAACACAUAUUGUAAACAUUCCUGUCGUGAGGCAUCGUGUACAUGUGCAAGUGUCAAUAAAACCUUGUGAGAUACAACCUUGCUUGGAGCAAGGCUAUAAACAUUAUGGGUUAAGUAUUGUUUAUCAGUUAACAGGAAUCUUUGAACAUGAUUUGUUUGGUAAAGCUGAAACAAACUUAAACCAUAGUCGAGAUCUAGUAUUGACGAAUUGGCAGCAAGUAUGAUACAUCCCAAAAAAUUCCUAAGGAUAGUUUUUUUUUACUUUUGUCUUUUGUUUCUGGUUUCAUAUGAAAUGGUGACAGGAAGAGCCAUUAAAAAUCAGUGCUAGAUUAAAACAUGUAAAAACAUUGAUACUUUUGAGGGAUGUUUUACAUUGUACAUUUUGUGUUGUAUCACAUAGUUAGAUUUCUCAUGGAAAAUAAAUGGGAUGGAUUUGUAAAA
Molecule: messenger RNA, 1373 nt
Organism: Branchiostoma floridae (Florida lancelet)
Lineage: Eukaryota; Metazoa; Chordata; Leptocardii; Amphioxiformes; Branchiostomatidae
Product: small nuclear ribonucleoprotein-associated protein B'-like
Exons: 7
Coding region: 167-856 (229 amino acids)
Biological process (GO): mRNA splicing, via spliceosome
Cellular component (GO): U1 snRNP; U4/U6 x U5 tri-snRNP complex; U2-type prespliceosome
Molecular function (GO): RNA binding
Source: RefSeq, a predicted model, not a curated record